Messenger RNA from Eruca vesicaria subsp. sativa (arugula), 984 nucleotides. The record is from the annotation of a GenBank genome assembly. Lineage: Eukaryota; Viridiplantae; Streptophyta; Magnoliopsida; Brassicales; Brassicaceae.
UUCCACUCUCUCUCUCUCUCUCCUUCCAUUGUUCUUCCCCUUCUAUCUCUCUCUAUCCCGUUCUUCUAGGGUUUCGUUGAUCACGUUCAAAGUUUUCUCCUUUUUUUUCAUCUCAAUUCUUCUCUGUAACAAGCAGAGGAAAUGGAUUCGAAUUCAUGGAUCAACUGCCCUUCCGUUUUCUCAUCAUCUUCUUCUUCUCGACGGUGUCAAUCUCGACCAGAUUUGUAUAUAGGUGGAGGGUACGAGGAUCUUGAAGGAGAAGACGAUUUGAAGUCGGAGUUUAUAUGCCCUUUUUGCGCAGAAGUCUUUGACAUUGUCGGGCUCUGUUGUCACAUUGAUGAAGAGCAUCCUGUUGAGGUCAAGAACGGGGUAUGUCCUGUAUGCGCAAAGAGGGUGGGGUUAGAUAUCGUUGGCCAUAUCACUACGCAACAUGCAAACUUUUUCAAGGUGCAGCGAAGGAGAAGGUUGAGAAAAGGAGGAUACACCUCUGCUUAUCUCGCCUUGAAGAAAGAACUCCGAGAAGCAAACUUACAAUCACUCCUCGGUGGAACUUCUUCAAGUUUCACUUCUUCAACCAAUAUAGAUUCUGAUCCAUUACUGUCAUCCUUUAUGUUUAGUUCACCUUCAAGCAAAUCCGCUACUCCUGUAAUAGAAGGAACUUCAGCUACAAAAGCCUCGCGUAAGGAAUCUCUCAAAAGAGACGACAUUCAAGAAGCUCCACUCUCAAGCGAAGAAGAUCAAGAGAAGGCGAAGAAGAGUGAGUUUGUGCGAGGUUUGUUCUUGUCAACCAUGCUUGGAGACGAUUACUAGGGUCUUGUUAAGAGUUUGGUCUCAGUGUAUGAUGGAGAAAGCUUGCAAGUUAAAGCAGUGCAGAGUUAAGUCUAUAUAUUACUGUCACUCUACCUUGAAACCUUUAUUGUGCAUAAACGGAAACAGAGUAUACUCUACUUUAUUUUCGUUGAGACGUUCCAUAGAUUCCUAAUA